AGCUGUGAGGACAGGGUAUCAGGAAAUGACAGAAAACCUGAAUACGGAACUGAGGCAGCAGCUCAGAGUCUCUCGCUCUGAAGUGGCAGCACAGAGUGGGAGCCCAGUGACGACGACGUGAAAAGCUGGGAGCUUAGAGCAGACACUCGCACUACUGGAGAUGUGGAAGUCUGUAGUAGGGCAUGAUGUAUCUGUUUCUGUGGAGACCCAGGGUGAUGACUGGGACACAGACCCUGACUUUGUGAAUGACAUCUCUGAGAAGGAGCAACGGUGGGGAGCCAAGACCAUUGAGGGCUCUGGACGCACAGAGCAUAUCAACAUCCACCAGCUGAGGAACAAAGUGUCAGAGGAGCAUGAUAGUCUCAAGAAGAAGGAGAUGGAAGCAGGGCCCAAAGCAUCCCAUGGGUAUGGAGGUCGGUUUGGGGUGGAGAGAGACCGAAUGGACAAGAGUGCUGUGGGCCAUGAGUAUGUUGCUGAGGUGGAGAAGCACUCUUCUCAGACUGAUGCUGCCAAAGGCUUUGGGGGCAAAUAUGGAGUUGAGAAGGACAGGGCAGACAAGUCAGCAGUUGGCUUUGAUUACAAAGGAGAAGUGGAGAAGCACGCAUCUCAGAAAGAUUACUCUCAUGGCUUUGGAGGCCGCUAUGGGAUAGAGAAGGAUAAACGGGAUAAGGCAGCUCUGGGAUAUGACUACAAAGGAGAAACAGAGAAACACGAGUCCCAGAGAGAUUAUGCCAAGGGCUUUGGUGGUCAGUAUGGAAUCCAGAAGGACCGAGUGGAUAAGAGCGCUGUUGGCUUCAAUGAAAUGGAGGCCCCAACCACAGCUUAUAAAAAGACGACACCCAUAGAAGCUGCUUCUAGUGGUGCCCGUGGGUUGAAGGCAAAAUUUGAAUCUAUGGCUGAGGAAAAGAGGAAGCGGGAGGAAGAAGAAAAGGCACAGCAGAUAGCCAGGCAGCAACAGGAGAGAAAGGCCCUGAUAAAGAUGAGCCAUGAGGCUCAGCAGCCAGUGGACACUGUGGGAGAACCGGAGAUGCCAGCCCCAUUGCCCAAGAAAAUCUCUUCAGAGGCCUGGCCUCCAGCAGGGAGCUGUCCAUCAUCAGAGCCUGAGCCUGUGAGAACCAGUAAGGAACAGCCAGUGCCUGCCCUGCCCUUGAGGCAGAAUCCCCCAGAGGACGAGGAGCCCCCAGCUUUGCCUCCCAGGACUCCAGAAGGCCUGCAGCUGGAGGAAGAGCCAGUAUAUGAAGCAGAGCCUGAGCCUGAGCCUGAGAAUGACUAUGAGGAUGUUGGAGACAUGGACAGACAUGAGCAGGAUGGUGAACCAGAUGGGGACUAUGAAGAUGUGCUUGAAACUGAGAAUCCUUCUUGUCCCUCCACUCUGGCUGAAUCAUCUGGCUACCCAGCUGGGACUGGAGCAGGGAUCUCAGCUAUAGCCCUGUAUGAUUACCAAGGAGAAGGAAGCGACGAGAUUUCCUUCGAUCCUGAUGACAUCAUCACUGACAUUGAGAUGGUGGAUGAGGGCUGGUGGCGGGGACAUUGCCACGGCCACUUUGGACUCUUUCCUGCAAAUUAUGUCAAGCUCCUCCAGUAAAUGGCCCUCCCUGUCUUCUGCACUGUGACUUCCCAUGUCCAAAGUUGUUCUGCCUCCACCCAUGCCCCAUUCCUGCUGCAAGUGUCAUGAGUUGCCUAUAUUCUAGACAGACUUUCUUCUCCCUCUCCACUAGGGGUUGGGGCAGAGACAACAUGAAGAAGGGGUCUCCUUCCACUCAGUGUCCUCUCUACCCUAGAUGAGCUUAUGCACGUUUAUUUUGUGGUCCUUCCUCCUUCGCCAUGAAUGCUCCUUCAAAUACCCCAAGUUCUGCCUUGCUCCGUUUGUGAGCUCUGAGCUUCCUGGUUUGUUUAUAUGGGAAGGUAUGUCUAGAUUGCCUGGUUUGCUUGGCUGUGCUAUUUGCCCACUUUCCUUUUUUGUGGAGAUAAUUUUUUAAUCUUCUCUCUGUUCAGUUAAAUCAGAAAUAAAGUGGGACUAUGAUUCAUUUCUA
Messenger RNA from Mirounga angustirostris (Northern elephant seal), 2033 nucleotides. RefSeq names its product hematopoietic cell-specific Lyn substrate 1 (gene HCLS1). The transcript is spliced from 14 exons. Gene Ontology annotation, biological process: regulation of actin filament polymerization. Gene Ontology annotation, cellular component: site of polarized growth; cortical actin cytoskeleton; actin filament. Bases 161 to 1585 code for a protein of 474 amino acids. Lineage: Eukaryota; Metazoa; Chordata; Mammalia; Carnivora; Phocidae. The record is from RefSeq and is a predicted model, not a curated record. Gene Ontology annotation, molecular function: actin filament binding.